Messenger RNA from Clupea harengus (Atlantic herring), 4254 nucleotides. It is a transcript of the gene gad1b, whose product is annotated as glutamate decarboxylase 1b. NCBI's taxonomy places the organism in Eukaryota, Metazoa, Chordata, Actinopteri, Clupeiformes, Clupeidae. Gene Ontology annotation, cellular component: presynaptic active zone; cytoplasm. The record is from RefSeq and is a predicted model, not a curated record. Gene Ontology annotation, molecular function: glutamate decarboxylase activity; pyridoxal phosphate binding. Gene Ontology annotation, biological process: GABA biosynthetic process.
UCUUUUUCUCCUCCUCCUUCACUGAAUGGCUUUGUUUUAUGGACGUAAUGUGUUGCUCAUAGGGUCAAAUUUCCUCUGUCCGUCUGUGUGCGUGGGAUUCUUCACUGAUAUAUAAAUCACGAGUGACUAUAAUACCUGCGAGAAAAGUCACGUCCAAAGAGGAAACGCAACUGCGAUCCACGCCUGGCUGUUUUGUACCAAGUGGAUUUGCUCAAUACUUGGGGCCAGUUCCAAACCUGGGGAGGAACGAUUGACUCACGCGUGCGUGCUUAGUAACGGAUUUUAAACUGUUUUAGGUUUUCUCUGGUAAAACAAAAAGAAGAAAAAAAAGAUACAAACUUCACUUGGAAAAGGUGCGGCGCUGGAUGGGUCUUUCCAACUGUAUUAAUAUUUGGAUGAUAUUUUUGGGGAGUGUUUCUCAAGUCUGACCACUGCGUGGCUAUAAGGUGUUACUCCGGCUCUGCCUUCCUAGUUGGAUUCUAGCGAGCAGUCAGAACACCUGUGACUGUCACUACGCGCUCCAUUAUAUCUCUUGGUCCAGGCUCAACGGGUUUUGGCUAAGGGUGACAGCACGCACACUCCAGAGUAUUGUCCCGGUUUAGCAAACUGAUGGCGGCUUCAGCACCUUCCUCCUCCGCUGGCGACCCGGAUCCCAAUUCGACUAAUUUACUACCACCAUCCACAACCUAUGAUGCGUGGUGCGGCGUAGCACACGGCUGUACGAGGAAGCUGGGGAUGAAGAUAUGCGGCUUCCUGCAAAAGAAUAACAGCCUGGAGGAGAAGAGUCGUAUCGUCAAUGCCCUCAAGGAGCAAUCUUCCAAAAAUCAGCAGAGCUGCGAAAACAGCGAACGGGAUGAUGCCCAAUUCAGGCGCACUGAAACGGACUUCUCCAACCUGUUUGCUCGGGAUCUACUGCCCGCCAAAAAUGGAGAGGAGCCCACCUUGCAGUUCUUGCUGGAACUCGUGGAGAUCCUCACCAACUACGUGCGCAAGACCUUCGACAGGUCAACCAAAGUGCUGGACUUCCAUCACCCGCACCAGCUGCUUGAGGGAAUGGAGGGCUUCAACCUGGAACUCUCCGACCAGCCCGAGUCACUUGAACAGAUCCUUGUGGACUGCCGAGACACACUGAAAUACGGCGUGCGAACAGGUCAUCCCAGAUUCUUUAACCAGCUGUCCACUGGGCUGGACAUCAUCGGGUUAGCUGGAGAAUGGCUGACCUCCACCGCAAACACCAACAUGUUUACGUACGAGAUUGCUCCUGUCUUUACACUGAUGGAGCAACUCACACUGAAGAAGAUGAGAGAGAUGGUUGGCUGGCCAGGUGGCGAGGGGGAUGGUAUUUUCUCACCUGGGGGCGCCAUAUCCAACAUGUACAGCGUGAUGGUUGCACGUUACAAGUACUUCCCGGAGAUCAAAACUAAAGGAAUGUGUGCCGCACCCCGAUUGGUCCUCUUCACCUCAGAACAUAGCCACUAUUCCAUCACCAAGGCUGGAGCAGCGCUGGGAUUCGGCAAGGAGAACGUCGUUCUGCUGCGCACAGAUGAGAGGGGCCGAGUCAUCCCCGCCGACCUGGAGGCCAAGAUUAUCGAUGUCAAGCAGAAGGGUCAUCAUCCACUCUUUGUGAACGCCACGGCUGGGACCACAGUGUAUGGGGCAUUCGACCCCAUCAACGAGAUCGCUGACAUCUGCGAGAAGCACAACCUUUGGCUGCAUGUGGAUGGUGCCUGGGGAGGUAGUCUGCUGAUGUCCAGGAAGCACCGUCACAAGCUGAGUGGCGUUGAGAGGGCCAACUCCGUCACAUGGAACCCACACAAGAUGAUGGGCGUGCCACUGCAGUGCUCUGCCAUCUUGGUCAGGGAGAAGGGUGUCCUCGCAGGCUGUAACUCCAUGUGCGCUGGAUACCUUUUCCAGCCCGACAAGCAGUAUGACGUCACCUAUGACACUGGGGACCAGGCCAUCCAGUGCGGCCGCCAUGUUGACAUCUUCAAGUUCUGGCUCAUGUGGAAGGCCAAGGGAACAAUAGGGUUUGAGCAGCACGUCGACAAGUGCUUGGAGCUCUCGGAUUACCUCUACAACAAAAUCAAGAACCGGGAGGGAUAUGAGAUGGUGUUCGAGGGGGAGCCCCAGCACACAAAUGUCUGUUUCUGGUACAUUCCACCCGGCAUGAGAGGCAUGCCAGAUGGGGAUGAGCGCAGCGAGAGGCUUCACAAGGUUGCACCCAAGAUCAAAGCCAUGAUGAUGGAGUGUGGCAGCACCAUGGUGGGCUACCAGCCCCAGGGCGACAAAGUCAACUUCUUCCGCAUGGUCGUCUCCAACAACGCUGCCACCAGGUCCGACAUCGACUUCCUCAUCGACGAGAUCGAGAGGUUUGGCACUGACCUGUGAGAGUGCUGCUAGCGCCCUCGGUGGCUGCAGGUUUGCACUGCAGCCUUGCCAUUUGGAGGAGGGAAGAAAAACUGAGCUAUAGCUCGCCCUGUCUAACCCCUCUUCAUGGCCCGACUGGUUACCACAUAGAGAUUAUACUCAAGCCAUUACCUGAUGGCUUUACCCACCCCCCUUUUCGCUUUUUCUCAUUCGACGGCGCGGGUUGAUGAUGUAAUCAGAUGUUGUGUGCUGUCGUCUCCUAUAUGCUCUCAGUGCGUCCUGUCCAUUUCUUUCUCUCUUUGUCAGUAGAUAUUUAGCUGAAUGUGCUACACAGAGUCCUGGCUUCAACAGGACCCUUUCAAAGACAGAGGGAAAGCCCUUUCCAGCAUCUGUGAUGUUGUAUUUGACCAUGGUAGAAAGUCUAAUAUUAACACUACACCAUAUGAGAUCUAUUUUAUCUAUAUUAAAAAAAAUACAUAAAUAAAUUAUACUGGUGCUUUAUGUUUGUACAUAUGGAUAAAUUAUAAGACAAGGCGCACCACCUUAAUGUUACUGCAAUUCUUCCUUCCCAAAGCCUAUGAGUGUUUAAGUAGUGCAGUUUGUGUUGUAAAACAGUGAUAAUGUACUGUAAUCAGCGCUGUACUCUAUCGCCAUGUUUCCAGAGCUUUCCACUCUCGUGUAGACUGUGUAAAGUACUGACACAUUGCCUUUGUGAGAGAUACAUAUAAAUAUAUAUAUCUAUAUGUAAUAGUUUUCCACUACGUUUCAAAUGUUUAUUCUAUUAAGAGCUCAUAGUUGUAUAGAGGUAAAACUAGAGGUCUAUGAAAGAUAUAUGAAAAAUUACCAAAAAAAUAAUUAUUUGUAUGAUGACAUAUUGACAGUGUUUGAGAGUCUAGUAUUUUAUUCCAUUUGUAAUGUAUCUUUUAAACUAUGUAAUCAAAUGCGUUUUAAAUAAUGUUUAUGGUACCGUAGUGAAUUUGUGAGCCAAAGACACAAACAACUAGACAUGCAUCAAUCCGCUGCCCAUCCAAUGAACAAAUGGGUACAUUUAUGUAAAUUAAUAUAUAUUAUGGAUCUUAUGCACAUAAUGAUAACUGUAUGAGGUAUGAUGCACUCAGCAUCCAAUCUCAGUGCAAUCGAAUCGUGUUGUGUACCUGUUGUGUCGUAUGUUACUCUCUUUCUGUGUAUGCGCGAGUCUCUGUGUGUGUCUGUGUGUGUGUGUGUGUAUUUAUGGGUGUGUGAACGAGUGUGAGUGCGUGUGCGUGUGCAUGUGUGUGUGUGUGUAUGAGUCGCUCUGAAUGUUCCCGAGAACUCGGGACAGGGUCGUCUGCGGCGUUGUGGUGCGAUGCUCGACUCAGGCAGUGUCGUCUCUGCCCUUUUUCCUUCUCUAGCGAAAAGCACAAAGUGGGUGGGCCUCGUGGGAGGCACGAGGACUGUAACACUCCUCUGUAGAGAGAACAGACUGUGUACAUAGACAAUAACCAUAUAGACAAGAUACCUAUUUAUCAUUCAUUUAAUGAAUAUUUACGCAUACUUAUAUUUACCUUCGCUGCGGAAGGCAUUUUAAGGAGAUGUAGGCCUACUUACUCAUUUAACACAAUGUUUGAAUUCAAGUCUAAUCGUUUGCACAGCGUCCUUUCCUCCCAUUCGACUCCAUUGUAAAUGGAUUUUAUGCCGGGAGGGAGUGAUGCCGUAUACAGUAUUUUCUGGACCAGAAAAAGCAAAGCUGCACAAUAAGCUAUGUCACUGUCUGUUUAUUCAGUUGAAUGAAAGCUGUAUGUCCUAUUGGGUGAUGGUCCUUCUUGUGUAAUGAUAGGCACUUUAGCACACAAUCCCGCCAUGUUCAAACUGUUAUUGUUACAUGUAAUAAAACCUCUAUUAAAAACA